Molecule: messenger RNA, 1014 nt
Organism: Symbiodinium natans
Lineage: Eukaryota; Dinophyceae; Suessiales; Symbiodiniaceae
Source: the annotation of a GenBank genome assembly
AUGGUGGCCGUAACCCUGCGGGCACUGCUCUGGCUUCCUGUCGUGCGGGUGGCCCAUGCUGCGCAGGUGAAGCUGACUGAGCGGGCUGGCGCAGUUGAUAAUGACCUGCUUUACACGACCAACCCGGUGUGCCUGCAGAACUCGUGCGUGAACCCCUUCGCGCCGGGUCUGGUUGACAUCCCCAGGCUGGCGACCCUGAUCUGGCAGUGCUCACCAGAGGGGGAGGUCCAGAAGUAUGUGAAGUUCUGCAAAGAUGCUCUGGACUACGAUGCGGCGAUUCCCUCUGGAAACGAAAGCACCCCAUUGGACAAGAUCGUGGCGUCUCAAGACAGUGCAGCCUCGACAAUGUUCUUCUACCAUCUCAGUGCGUUGGGCUAUGACGCCUGGGAGUUCAGAAGACCAGGUGAGACAGACGAUGUCUGCGUGCUGAACGUCUACAAGCUGACGUGCCUUACCUACUUCCCCAAGAAUCAGGCAGGGUGCAAAACUGGAGCUCAGAUCCCUUUCCUCAGACCUUGUCGGAACGCUUGCGAAAGCUACCUCAGCCAGUGCCAGGUGGAGUGCUGCGAUGCCAGCACGCAGUGUGUGUUCGAGCACGAAGCCCAGGAUGGCAGCGAGCAGUCAGGAUACUAUGAUGCCGAGGGGCCGUCCGCACUGUGCACUGGCAGCGGCGCUGGCCGUCUCGCUUCUCCGGGAGCUCUGCUGCUGCUGCUCUUGGGUCUACAGCUUUCUGUAUGGGAGCGAGGCCUUGGUGGCUGGGCACGGCACCUGCUCUUAGUGACGGUGCUCUGCUGCGCCACAAGCUUACAGGGGUGCUCGCUCUUCAUCCCCAGCCAUCGGGUUCCCAACUGGAGGAAGGACUCCGACUACCUUGUGCGCUUUGAACACGUGCCAGCAGGGAAGCCCGAGACGGCGGCGACUCUGAACUCGUGCAACGUCCUGAACUCCCAGCCGGGUGACGAGGUCUGCUCGGGCCGCGGGCAGUGCAAGCCCUGGUCGAUCCAGCCCCUGAAG